GAUUUUGUGAUAAAACUUUGUAGAAAGUGCAGAAGACAUCUUCGUGUUCUGAUCAGAAGCCAGAAGUAACAGCAGCUCAGUUGAGGUCUCAUUGACUACGAUGCUAAAUUGUUUUUUUUCGUCCGUGAUUCUAAGCACUGCGGUGUUGAGUUUUUCGCAGCCAGGAUAUGGAGCCGGAUUUUGCGACAAUAAAGUGAAUGGAAACUACCGAGAUCCUGAUAAUUGUUACGGAUAUAUAGCUUGCUCUAAUCAGAUCUCGUACAAAAUGAGCUGCAGCGCCGGCCUAAAAUAUAACGAGACAUUAGACCAGUGCGAUUGGCCACAAAAUGUGCAAUGCAGUCCAGUCGACGGUGGCUGGUCUGACUGGAGUACCUGGGGUCCCUGUAAUGUUACCUGUGGCGGUGGAAAACAAGCGCGAAACCGUAGCUGCACCAAUCCCCCUCCAUCUAAUGGUGGCAAGAAAUGUACUGGACUCGACACAGAAACCCGUCAAUGCGGAAAUGUGAUUUGUCCGUUUGACUGCACAGGAAAACUAAAUGGAAAUUACAAAGAUCCCAAUAACUGCUUUGGGUACAUUGCCUGCUCCAAUGACGUAGCGUACCAGAUGCCGUGCCCGCAAGAUCUCAAGUAGAACGAGGCAAAGGAUAUAUGCGAUUGGCCAGAAAAUGUUACCUGUUAAACGGGAUUUACUUUUCAGUAAACGAUAAAAGCCGGAUUUUAAUCCGGAGUGAAACUGCGAAAUAAUGUUGCAACGGAUGAUCAAAACAACUACAUGAUAUUUUGUGGGCAGCGUGUUGAGUUUCUUCCAUUUAAACUGCAAUA
Messenger RNA from Stylophora pistillata, 822 nucleotides. RefSeq names its product ectin. NCBI's taxonomy places the organism in Eukaryota, Metazoa, Cnidaria, Anthozoa, Scleractinia, Pocilloporidae. Gene Ontology annotation, cellular component: extracellular region. The record is from RefSeq and is a predicted model, not a curated record. Gene Ontology annotation, molecular function: chitin binding.